AUGUGCCCCACAAACACUGCCGCUGUCUCUAGUAGCCACCUUGGAAAUGGCAAGCGAUCGUCUGAAGAUGGCGCCGAUGGAAGUAGCAAACGUCCCAAGCAGUUAGUCUCCUUGGGCAACAAGAUUGACCGAACCAAUGACGACAUUCACUCGUCGAUCGACCUCUGUCCAGUGGUCAAGAUGAUUCUGGAUUCGCCUCCCAUGCAGCGUCUGCGCAAGGUGAAGCAGCUGGCCACAGCCGAGCACGUCUAUAUGAAUUGUACGCACACUCGCUUUGCUCAUUCACUCGGCGUGGCUCAUUUGGCCGAGAAGCUCUGUCAACGCAUCGCCAAGCGUCAACCGGUGCUGAAGGCUACACCAAAGGAUAUUCUCUGUGUCAAGUUGGCAGGACUCAUGCAUGACAUUGGACAUGGUCCAUUCUCGCACACCUACGAAGAUUUCAUCAAGAUAUUCUUGCCAGAACAUUUGCAAAACAAUCCAAACCUACAGGAAAAAUACGAAAAUCUGCCGCCUUUGGAUGGAAAAUACAAACAUGAAAAGGUGUCCUUGAUGCUCAUUGAUGCUGUACUCGAGUCCAAAGGACUACGCAUCAAUUUACAAGAACAAAAAUUGGAUGAUCCACUGGAGACUGUCAUUACAGCAGCAACGGUGACUGCAGUGGAUCCUCUUUCUGUGAGAGUCUUUGACUCCUCCAGCAAUCCCAACGAAAAAGAUGACAAUAUCAUUUUGACAUCUCGUGACUUUGUUUUCAUCAAAGAAUGCAUCUGGGGAGGUCCCAUUGACCAUAUCAAUGCAGAGCUCAACAUGGAACAAGACCAGUUUGUGGGACGGACUGAACCGCAUCAGGAAUGGAUCUAUGACAUUGUCAGCAAUCGUCACUCUGGUUGUGAUGUUGACAAGAUGGAUUACUACGCUCGGGAUCAUCGUCCUGCAUUCAAAGGCAGUGGUGAAAUUGAAAAGCUCAUGAUAGAGGAGGCGGUCGUGGCAUGGGGUGCAUGUACUGACCCGGAGGCUUGUUGUGACGGGAAGCACUUGAUGAUUUGCUACCCGACCAAGGUGGUACCCACAGCCAUGGAGUUCUUCCGCCAGCGCUUCCGAUUGCACAAGAAUAUUUAUCGACACAAGAAGACCGAUGCCGUUGGGUAUAUGGUUUGCGACAUUCUCAAAAAAGCCGAUCCUUUCUUCCGAUUGACCAUUCCGAACAACGACGCUUCGCCCUCUACAGGUGAAGACAACUACAACGAACUCCCCAUCAGUCGGGCUUCGCACAAUGUCCAUUCCUUUUUGCGUCUCACCGACUCAAUCAUUGAUAUGAUUGCCAAUACUCGCGCGGAGGGACUGGAAGAUGCCCGAAAACUCAUUCGUAGAUUGGAGGCUGGGGACCAUUACAAGUGCGUGGCUGUCCAACCGAUUGAUCUGCGCCCAACCUCGGUGCAUCGAACCAUCUUGGGCUUGCCGUCAACGCGGAACAGCAAGAACGAAACCCGUCUUGUUGUCGAGCGCACGAAAGCAAUCGAACAUGAGUUGGUCGAAGGUGGAAAAUGUCAUCACAAAGGAGAAGAUGAGUACAUCAAGCUCGAGGAGGGAGACUUGUUUGUUGAGUAUUGCAACAUUCAUUGCGGUCGUGGACCUAAUAAUCCGCUUCAACGAAUGAGGUUCCUCCAGAAGCAUCAGAUGAAAUGCCUUGACUCGGCCACCAACAUUUUUGAGCUACCGGAAGCAAAGGAAGAAAAUGAAGCUACCUAUGAAGCGCAGAUGCCGCGUGCUUUUGAAGAAAACUCCAUUCGUGUUUUUUGCAAGGAUCCCUCCAAGUGUGAUUUGGCCAAGCACGUCUUUGAUCAGUGGUGGCUCGACCAAAGUGACAGGGUUCGUCAGACCACUCCUUUCCGACCACCAAAGGCGAACUUCGAAGGCAUCACCCCUUCGCCCAGCAUGGCAAAACGUGAUCUCAAGCUCAAGGCAAUGAAGCUUUGA
Molecule: messenger RNA, 1974 nt
Organism: Seminavis robusta
Lineage: Eukaryota; Bacillariophyta; Bacillariophyceae; Naviculales; Naviculaceae
Source: the annotation of a GenBank genome assembly